AGAUCAACCUAUGGGGUUAAGGAAGAUCAGUAAAACAGUCACUUAGAAAUUAUGGUAGAGUAGGUUAGUGUCUUGCCCAAAGGUGACCAACCUAUAAUACCCUAAUUUUCUAAGGUUGAGUUUACUCUCAUUUGGACUGGAAGGUUGCACUUAUCUGUGGGUGGACUACUAGUCUUGCCCAAAGGUGUCUAGGAAAUCCCCUACAGGAUAAGUGGUGCAGGAUAGUUGAAACAUGUCAGUGAGAGGAGAAUAACCCUAUUGCCCAAAGGUUAGGAAGUGUUCAAAUCAAACUGACACUGUGUAGGCUAGUUCUGUAGGUGAUUAUAUAUCACAUUUGGGGGGCGAAUAGCAUGUCAAAUCACUUGCCUAAAGGUGUGAUGAGAUGAUGCACCCGCCUGUCCCGCAGAGUGGAAGGUUGCAUACGUAAAACACUCUGACCCAUCCAUUCUAACCCUAAAUUGGAUGUGGAAAUAUUAAAGUUAAUAAAAUUGAAGGUCUCAUUUGAUUUAUACGUCCAUGGUGUAAUGCAGAUGGACGGACAGUUUAUCCAGAAGCAUCUGACUGGGAUUGAGCCCCUAACCGGUUCCAACUAUGGCAACUGGAAGAUGCAAGUUGAAAUAGUACUUGGGUGUCUUGACUACGACUAUGUUCUCACUGAAGAUAAGCCAGAAGAGCCUGAUGAGUCAUCAAGUCAAUCUGAAAAGAAAUCUCAUGCUAAGUGGGUCAAAGCCAACAAGCUUGCAAUGCUGAUCAUUAGAGCAUCGGUGGACCAGACUAUUCGUGGAGGGAUUCCGGCUUGUGAAACUGCUAAGGAGUUGCUUGAGACCAUCAAGAAGCAGUUUGAGGGAUCCGUUAGAGCGAGACAGUACAAUUAUCUGGUCAAACUCAUUAAUCUGAAAUAUGAUGGAAGUGGUGAUGUUCGGCAGCACAUUUUGAAGGUCUCUCAGUUGAUCAUUCGUCUCAGGGAGUUGGGACUUCAGUUAGAGGAUGAUCUAAUGGUUCAUUUUGCAGUCGCUUCUCUACCAAGCAAAUUUGACACUUUUAAGGUAAACUAUAGUUCUCAAGACAGGAAAUGGGACUUGAAUGAGCUUAUUGCUGUAUGUGUUGCUGAGGAAGAGCGGCUAAAAACAGGAAAAAAUAAUUUUGUUUCUAUCAAAAUUGGUUUGGAUGUUAUCAGACAUGGUUUCUUAAUUGACGGUCUUUAUAGAUUAAAUCUGGAUGCAUCUCUUCUUUCCCCUCUCUGUAUGUCUGUGAAUUCAUUUUCUUCUGAAGCUGAAUGUGAUUGGGCAUCACAUUUGAGGCUUUCGUUCUGGACUAAAGGUUUUCACAUGGCGGAUGCCGGUAAAAGUUUCAGAACGGCAUACACGUUUGUGUAUGUUGCAGAGGACACUUAA
Asparagus officinalis (garden asparagus) is the source of this 1394-nucleotide messenger RNA. RefSeq lists its product as uncharacterized. The record is from RefSeq and is a predicted model, not a curated record. Bases 525 to 1394 code for a protein of 289 amino acids. The transcript has 4 exons. NCBI's taxonomy places the organism in Eukaryota, Viridiplantae, Streptophyta, Magnoliopsida, Asparagales, Asparagaceae.